This is a messenger RNA of Lutzomyia longipalpis, 6787 nucleotides long. RefSeq names its product activating signal cointegrator 1 complex subunit 3 (gene obe). Lineage: Eukaryota; Metazoa; Arthropoda; Insecta; Diptera; Psychodidae. The record is from RefSeq and is a predicted model, not a curated record. The transcript is spliced from 5 exons. Gene Ontology annotation, molecular function: ATP hydrolysis activity; ATP binding; nucleic acid binding. The coding region runs from base 136 to 6633 and encodes 2165 amino acids.
UCAAAAGGCUGGAAGUUCGGCAAGAAGAGAGAACUUCUCCCGGAUUUUUUUUGGUGAUAAAAAUUAUUUAUUUAGGAUUUUUAGUGAGAUUUACUAAAAUAUUUUGCAUAAAAUUUGUGGAAAAAGUGCCAGAAGAUGAGCCAACUACCGAGAUUAUCACGGGCAAUGAGAGUAUCCACUAGUCUGGAUGUAAAUAGAAAUAAUUUCCAAGAUUCAUCCACUUCAUCCUCCCUUGGAAGGAUCGUUGGGCAGGAAUUAGAAAUUACCUACAAGGAUGUCACAAAGCACCUCCAGGCGUCGGGAGAUGCAAAAUCCGUUUCACAUCUGCAGAAUUUGUGGCGAAAAACGAAGGAACUUCUCGGGCCGGAAGAACCUCCGGAAGUCGUCAAUGAUGCCACCAUGUACAUCCUGAAGCUGCUCUUUGGGGAGACAAAAACAUCAGUGAUGCAUGUGAAUGAGAUGAGGAGGAUUUUUGGAGUCCUUUCCCAUCAAUCCGCUCAAAGUUUAUUUGAGUUGGUGAAAGACUUGAGGGCUUCCCUGAAGGCAGAGAGUAAGAGCUUCCUUGAGGAUGCCCUCGCAGAUAAGCAGGAGAAGCUGUGGGGCUCCCAAAUUACCUGCCAACUGCCCCAAUUGGAGCAAAUUGAUGAGACGAAUCUCAAGGAAUUGUCCCCAAAUGCUGCAGCUCCCUGCCUAGCUGUUCAUGAGUUCUCCAUGAACUAUGAUCAGUACGCUCCCAGUACGUCCACAGCUGUGAAUGGAACAGCUUCCACGGAGAAGAAAUUCACGAGGAAUUGGCUGGCCAAUCAUGUUCCCUUUGACCUCGUGGAGUCCCUCGUGAACAUGCUGAAGAGUCAAAAGUCCAGCGAUGAGCUUCAGAAUGAACUCUUUGACAUGCUGGGCUUUGACAAGUUCGAAGCAAUCCAGGAAAUCCUCCAGAAUCGUCAAGUUAUCGUGAAAGUCAUCGAGAGUGGGGACAAAAGGCUUCAGCUGAAGGAGAAAGCUCUUCAGCAGAAAGUUAACCGGCCACAGGUUGGCAUUCAGGUGACAAUUCAGUCAGAAAAUGAGAAGCAAAUGAUGAAGCAACUCCGGAAGGAUGAGCAGAAGCUGAAGAAGCUCGUUGCAAAGGCCGACAAUGAUGAGCUAAACAUUCCAGAUGAGAUUGAUCCAGUGAAAUUGAGACUUCUGAGCCAACAGGCUCUGAUGCAGGAAGCAAAAUUCAAUCCCCUCCUCCACGAUCGGCCAAAGGUGAAGUUCUCAGCAAAACCCACCAUCCCACGCUACCCAAAUGUCUACGAUUCCCAGUUGGAGGCCAAGAGUCAUGUAGGCUUCGUAACAGGAGGGAAACUAAUCCUCCCAGAUAAUGUUGAACGGAAGGAUUCGAAGAUGUUUGAAGAAGUCAGGAUUCCAGCUGGUGAUCCUCCCCCACUAUCCGUUGGGAAUACGCGCGUAAAAGUCGCCGAACUCGAUGAGAUCGGACAGAUCGCCUUCCAAGGAACCAAGGAGCUAAAUCGAAUUCAGAGCGUUGUCUACCCCGUUGCCUAUCACAGUAAUGACAACUUGCUCGUUUGUGCUCCAACAGGAGCAGGAAAGACAAACGUAGCAAUGCUGGCGAUUGUUCACGCAAUCAGGAAUCACACAGCUGAAGGAAUCAUUGACAGGAGUUCCUUCAAAAUCGUCUACGUAGCCCCAAUGAAGGCGCUCGCAGCUGAAAUGACGGAGAACUUCGGGAAGAGGCUCAAACCCCUCGGAAUUUCCGUAAGAGAAUUAACAGGAGACAUGCAGCUAACAAAAGCCGAAAUGGCUGCAACGCAGAUGAUUGUCACAACGCCUGAAAAGUGGGACGUUGUUACGAGGAAAGGAGCAGGAGAUGUGGCAAUGAUUAGCCUUGUUAAACUCCUGAUUAUUGAUGAAGUUCAUCUGUUGCACGGAGAACGUGGUCCAGUUGUUGAAGCUCUCGUUGCACGAACGCUUCGUCUGGUUGAGUCUUCACAGUCUAUGAUCCGUAUUGUUGGCUUGUCUGCAACACUUCCAAACUACAUUGAUGUAGCUCGAUUCCUCCGUGUUAAUCCAAUGAUUGGGCUUUUCUUCUUCGAUUCACGCUUCAGGCCCAUCCCCCUGAGUCAAGUCUUCAUUGGCGUCAAGGCCAUUAAACCGUUGCAACAGCUAUCAGACAUGGAUCAAAUCUGCUACGAUAAAUGCGUUGAGAUGCUGAAGAAAGGGCAUCAGGUGAUGGUUUUUGUACACGCACGGAAUGCCACAGUACGAACGGCUGUUGUUCUCAGAGAAAUGGCCCAGCAGAAGCAACAGUUAGGAGUCUUUACGCCUGAUGAGAGUCCCGAGUUUGGAGUUGCAAAGCGAACAAUUGCCAAAAGUCGCAACAAGCAGCUUGUUGAGCUCUUCCACAACGGCCUAGCGAUGCAUCAUGCAGGAAUGCUGCGAACUGAUCGAUCCUUGGUUGAGAAGUACUUUGCUGAAGGCCACAUCAGGGUACUGGUUUGUACAGCAACACUCGCUUGGGGUGUUAACCUGCCUGCUCAUGCAGUUAUCAUCAAAGGAACGGAAAUCUAUGACUCUAAGCAUGGAACCUUUAUUGAUUUGGGAAUUCUCGAUGUUCUGCAGAUUUUUGGAAGAGCAGGAAGGCCACAGUUUGACAAGAGCGGCGUUGGGAUGAUCAUUACAAGUCAUGAUAAACUGAACCACUAUCUAUCUCUUCUGACUAAUCAAUUCCCCAUUGAAUCUAACUUUAUUCAGUGCCUGGCAGACAAUCUGAAUGCCGAAAUAACUCUCGGAACGAUUUCAAAUGUAGACGAGGCAAUAGAAUGGCUCAGCUAUACGUACCUGUUUGUCAGGAUGCGCAUCAAUCCGCAGGUUUACGGAAUGAACUACACGGAUGUUCAGGCUGAUUUUACGUUGGAGCGCAAACGAAGGGAACUCAUUCAUGCCGCAGCAAUGGCGCUCGAUAAAGCCCGGAUGAUUCGGUACAAUACCCGCACAAAUGAUCUGAACAUAACAGAUCUAGGCAGGACUGCUAGUCACUUCUACAUAAAGUACGACACAGUUGAAGUCUUCAAUGAAAUGAUGCGGCAGACAAUGACAGAAGCGGAGAUUAUUGAAAUGAUGUCUCAUGCUCAGGAGUUCCAGCAAUUGAAGGUGCGCGACGACGAAAUGGAUGAACUGGACAACCUAACUCAUGAAUACUGCGAAGUAGUCGUGAAGGGAGGAAGUGAGAAUCUCCACGAGAAGGUUAACAUCCUCAUGCAGACUUUCCUUUCACGUGGUUUUGUUAAAUCCUUCUCCCUCAUCUCCGACAUGUCGUACAUUACGCAGAAUGCCGUUCGCAUAGCCAGAGCCUUGUUCACAAUUGUUCUCCGUCAAAACAAUCCAAUCCUCGCUGGACGUCUUCUCAUGAUGAGCAUAAUGUUUGAGCGGCAAAUGUGGGACUUUGAGACGCCGCUCCGACAAUUCUACAUCAUUCCGCAGGAUGUAAUUGAGAAGAUUGAGAGCCGCGGGCUGUCCAUCUAUGCUCUGCGUGAGAUGGAGAGCAAGGAGAUCGGAGAUAUGCUACGGAAUCACAAAUACGGUGCAAUGGUACGCAGAUGUGCAGAAGAAUUCCCAAUUUUGGAAGUUGAUGCCACACUGCAGCCAAUCACGAGGACUGUUUUACGGAUCCGAAUCUUCCUAACGGGCUGCUUCAAGUGGAAUGAUCGUGUUCAUGGGAAAUUUGCUGAAUCCUUCUGGGUUUGGAUUGAGGAUCCCGAAAGUAACUUCAUCUACCACUCAGAACUGUUCCAGUUGACAAAGAAGCAGGCUAUAUCGAAGGAACCGCAAGAGCUGGUGAUGACGAUCCCAUUGAAAGAUCCCCUUCCGCCGCAGUACUACAUCCGUGUUACGAGUGAUACAUGGCUGGGAAGUCAUCUCACCCACCCGCUCUCCUUCCAGCAUUUAAUCCUUCCGGAAAUUCAUCCACCGCACACAGAACUUCUCCCACUGCAACCACUGCCAGUUUCAGUCCUGAAGAAUCCAAAGUAUGAAGCUCUUUACGCUUUUAGUCACUUCAAUCCGAUUCAGACACAAAUCUUCCACUGCCUCUACCAUACGGACAAUAAUGUCCUGCUGGGUGCUCCAACAGGAUCAGGAAAGACAAUUGCAGCGGAAAUUGCAAUCUUUAGAGUUUUUGAGAAGCAUCCUGGAUCCAAAGUAGUCUACAUUGCUCCGCUCAAGGCGCUCGUUAGGGAGAGAAUUGAAGACUGGAAGGUGAGACUUGAGGCGAAGCUUGGGAAGAGAGUAGUCGAGCUAACAGGCGAUGUAACGCCUGAUAUUCGAGCCAUUCGAGAUGUUCAGAUUAUCGUAACGACGCCUGAAAAAUGGGACGGUAUUAGUAGAUCGUGGCAAACAAGAGACUACGUCAAGGAUGUAGCAUUGAUUGUUAUUGAUGAAAUUCAUCUUCUGGGUGAAGAUCGAGGUCCUGUCCUUGAAGUUAUCGUCUCCCGUACGAACUUUAUCUCAAAUCACACGGAAAAGAAUCUUCGGAUUAUUGGCUUGUCCACAGCUCUGGCAAAUGCAAAAGAUCUGGCAAAUUGGUUGGGAAUUCAGCAGAUGGGUCUGUACAAUUUCAAACCUUCCGUACGACCUGUUCCACUAACAGUUCACAUCAGUGGCUACCCUGGGAAACACUACUGCCCACGCAUGGCAACGAUGAAUCGUCCAACUUAUCAAGCCAUCAGGCAGUACUCACCCUGCACGCCUGCUCUGGUCUUUGUCUCCUCGCGAAGGCAAACGCGGUUAACGGCGCUUGAUUUGAUAGCCUUUCUUGCAUCCGAAGACAAUCCGAAACAAUUCCUGCACACAUCAGAGGAGGAAAUGGAGCAAAUCCUAAUGAACAUUCACGAUCCAAACUUGAAGUUGACACUUGCAUUUGGUAUUGGACUGCAUCAUGCGGGACUUCAGGAGAAAGAUCGAAAAACUUGCGAAGAACUCUUCUUGAAUAGGAAGAUUCAAGUUCUCGUUGCAACGGCCACCCUGGCAUGGGGUGUCAAUCUUCCGGCGCAUUUGGUGGUGAUCAAAGGGACGGAGUAUUACGAUGGGAAACAGAAGCGGUACGUUGAUAUGCCCAUUACGGAUGUACUGCAAAUGAUGGGAAGAGCAGGAAGGCCUCAGUUUGGAAAUGAAGGCAUAGCCGUUGUUCUUGUGCAUGAUAUCAAGAAGAACUUCUACAAGAAAUUCCUCUACGAUCCAUUCCCCGUUGAGUCGAGUCUUCACGGCGUUAUUCCUGAUCAUGUGAAUGCAGAAAUUGUUGCUGGAACAGUUCAGACGAAGCAGAGCAUCCUUGACUACUUGACGUGGACGUACUUCUUCAGGAGGCUUCUCCGGAAUCCAACUUACUACAAUUUGGAUUCAAUUGAACCUGAGGAUGUUAAUAGAUACCUGACGAAUAUGGUGGAGAAUGUUCUGACUACGUUGGAGUUGGCCGGUUGCGUUGAGUGGAAUGACGAUGAUCGGUACGUCUAUCCAACAUCGCUCGGGAGGAUUUCCUCCUUCUACUAUCUCUCGCAUAAGACAAUGAGGCAUUUUGCUGAUAGCCUUGGACCAGAGCUUGGGUAUGAAGAACUCCUGAGGAUUAUGUGUGACUCCUUUGAGUUUGAUCAGCAACCGGUACGACACAAUGAAGACAAGUACAACGAAGAGUUGGCAACUGUUUGCAGGCUACCUGUUCCAGCUUCAACGUGCGAUUCACCCUACACGAAGACUUUCCUGCUCAUGCAGGCUCAUUUUGGGAGACUCCCACUACCCAAUGCAGACUAUCAUACGGAUACAAAGUCAGUUCUUGAUCAGGUGAUAAGGAUACUGCAGGCAAUGGUGGAUGUUUGUGCGGAGAAAGGAUGGCUCGCUUCGACGCUUCGUGUUCAGCAGCUGAUGCAGUGCGUCAUUCAAGCGAGAUGGUUCGAUGAUUCCCCACUUACUUGCCUCCCUCACGUCGAGGAGCAUCAUCUGCCGCUCUUCCAGAAGAUCAAAACUGAUGCUCCAGAAAUUAUUCUACCCGUUCUUCGAGAACGCUUCGUUCGGAGUUUUGAACUUGUUGCAUCGCCGCUCAGGGAUGGAUUCCUGGAAAGGGAAAUUGAGGACAUUCAUCGUGUGCUGAAGGAACUCCCAUUAAUGAGUGUGAGACUGACAAUUCAGGGACCACAUUUAGAUGAUCCACGAGCAGAUAGGGAGGUUAAACAGCCUCAGACAAGGCAGACGUGGUUGGAAGUUCAUGCAGGGGAGGAGUACACGCUAACUGCGAACUUCCAUCGAAUGGGCGUGAAGCAGGGAAGCAGUGUGUACUGCCCGAAAUUCCCCAAAGGCAAGGAUGAAGGAUGGUUCCUGACGCUGGGAUGUCAGAAGGAUUGUGAACUGAUUGCUCUCAAGAGAGCCGGCUUCAGGGGUUCCCGUUCAACGCAGUACCUCGUCUUUGAUGCUCCACCGCAGCCAGGAAGGAUCAUCUACACCUUCUACCUCCUGUCAGACUGCCUUAUGGGCCUUGAUCAGCAAUUUGACAUCCAACUGGAAGUUCUUCCUGCCACAAGUGGGAAACAACAAGAGGACCAAGCUUUUGCUGAAAACUACGAAAGAUAUCUCAAGGAGAAGCUUUGAAAAUGAACUUUAUUCGUACUAAAUCCUAAUUUAAGGUCCUUCAAUGGACUAGAGACAUUUUUUUUGCAAUUCAACUAGAGAUCCUCCUGAAAUUGGUCAGGAUAUGUGAAAGAAUUCAAUUCAUUUGAAAUAAAAAAAAAGGUGAUUUCUGGUA